CACUGGUCGAGAUGAGCGAGAUGACGUCGAGAUGAGCGCGGUCGGGUUCGCCGACCUCGUCUCCAAGGUUGCCCAACACAAGAAGCUGCAGGACUUCCGCGUUAAGAUGAGCGCCGCGGAGCCCGCAACCAUGUUCGACGAAGCCCUCGGCCUGAUCGGCAUUUCGGGUAGCAUCUCGAGGUUGCACGUCCACGUCAACCCCGGAUUGAUCAAUCUGCUGCGCGGCCUCCUGUACUGCGCGUCACUGAGUGAGCUCAUUCUGGAGAAUAUGAUCGAGGACGCCCAAGCGCUCUGCGCGCUCGCUGAUUUCCUGGCGAAGCAACAGUCUUGCAGGUGCUUGAAGGCUUGCAUCGACGCAAGGAAGGACGAGAGUAUGCAUGGCGUGCUCGACAAUAUGCAGCGGAUCGUCAGCAGCAGUUCGCUGGAAGUCCUGGUACUCUCAGGGUCGGUGUUCGCGCCUCAGUCGGUUAGGCGCCUCGCCGACGGACUGGCGGUGAGCAAGACGUUGAAGCAGCUCCACUUGGACGAAUGCCAGCUCACGUGCGCCGACAUGCUGCCCCUCGUGAAGGCCACCAAAAAGCGCGUGGAAAACGGCAAGUUCGAGGAGCUCAACGUGGGAGCAGUCCUCGGCAGUGGGAACCAGCUGUGCGAUAUGGUCAGGGCCAUGACGGACGCAAACGUCUGCCACAUGAUCACGCUCACGUACAACGACUGUCUUGUACCAGCCCUGGGAGACUCUGUUGUAAUUGGCAGCGGGUUGACCAAGGUUACCCUAUCCUAUGGCGAAAAAACGCAAGUCCAACACACCCUUCGAGCACUGAGGCUCACGGCGGACACGUUGAAGAGCCUCUGCAUCGACUCUCCCCGGGAUCUCAGCAUCCUGGACGGCCAGUUUCUGGCUUACCUCAUCCGCAACUGCAAGUCGCUGACUGUUCUCCAGCUGCGGUGCACCACACGGGCCAAGGCGGCCAGGCAGAUCCUCAAGGCCAUAGCCCACUCUAGGAGCGUCGUGGUCCUCGCCAUCGAGCGAUGGUGCUAUGCGGACAACGUGCACCACGACCUCGUCGACACGCUCCGGAAGAACAAGGGCCUGCACCGGCUCGAGUUCUACCUUCGAGACGCCCAGGAGUACGAAAACUUGAAGCCACACCUCGUCCAGGGUGUCUGCGUACACCAGUACCUGACUUCCCUGAAUAUCUACAUUGGCGAGCAACGCGAAGAAGUUGUCGUGAGUGACACGGUGCUCCUGGAGCAACUCCGCCGGAACGCCAUCGUGCAGGACUGGACCAUGGACAUGGUGCUCUGGGGCACCUUAGCUCCGGAAGCCGCCGCUGCCGUUGAGGUUCUGGACGCCUGCGAGUCGCGGCUUGACCUGCUUCGGCGCACCACCGCAUUUUCGCCGCGUACGGCCGACAAUCGUCUCCGCUUGGCUCGCAUGACGACCAGGACAAAAUACUACCAAGUGCUCGCUGCGUACCGCGGACACAAAGAAUUUGCUUUGUCGCCCGACAGCCAAGAACGGUAUCAGGAACUCACGUCUCACGUGCGUGCGCAAGCGUUCAGCAUUAUGGGAAUCCCGCAGGAACGUAGUCCGCCAAGCAGCGGUAGUGAGUGCGAGAUAGAGGGUUGCUGAACUCUAUCUUUUUUUUUUUUUUCACGUGCGUGGGUAAGCGGCACCUGCUCGGAUGCUGCAUGGAACCGUAACUUGCGGACGUUUAUAGGCGGUUGGUUGCUGCAUGCCGGUCCUGUUUUUACCACAUUUCAACGCCGAUUUUCCUAUACUGUGCUCAUUCUCCCGCAGACGUUACUUUUACUAUAACGGUAUAUGGCCUGUCACGUGCCUUGACGCGUUUAAGGAGGCAUAUUAGCCGGAAAGGGCAUCGUGGACAUUUUUGUUAGUUUUAUGCAGUGAUGUGGAACACUAGUUUUGAAGGAUACUUUAUACACGAAUGUAAUAAACCGUA
Rhipicephalus sanguineus (brown dog tick) is the source of this 1964-nucleotide messenger RNA. RefSeq lists its product as uncharacterized. The record is from RefSeq and is a predicted model, not a curated record. Lineage: Eukaryota; Metazoa; Arthropoda; Arachnida; Ixodida; Ixodidae. The transcript has 2 exons. The coding region runs from base 32 to 1633 and encodes 533 amino acids.